Messenger RNA from Liolophura sinensis, 4010 nucleotides. Its product is annotated as transmembrane protein 181-like. The record is from RefSeq and is a predicted model, not a curated record. The transcript has 14 exons. Bases 231 to 1793 code for a protein of 520 amino acids. Gene Ontology annotation, molecular function: toxic substance binding. NCBI's taxonomy places the organism in Eukaryota, Metazoa, Mollusca, Polyplacophora, Chitonida, Chitonidae.
GGACUGGUGGAAACAGGGCCUGAGUUAGAGAUCUGCCAAUCGCUGUUCUGCCAAAGCUCUUGUUCACGUGCCGACCAAAAUGAGAUAUUUACAGGGACAUUUACAAAGGGCGCUAUAAGAUAUAGGAGUGGAUGCAAAAGUUGUACAUCAGUCCGUUUUUUUCUCUCCCAUCUUAACCACGGAAUUCAGGAAUGAUAUUUAGCGUUGUUUAAUUCUGCCCAUUCAGCACCAUGGAUGGUUUCACGGAAUCGUUUAGCGACGGUGCAGGAUGUUCUCUUUCUCUAAGAGCCGGUUUGUCUCAGUUCUCGGAUGUCUUCAGUGCUUUUGGAAAUUACAUCGCACCGACAUACCACCACGACAGAUGUGAGAGGUCUGUACAGAUGAGGCUGUAUGCCUUGAACAAACGACACUUUGUGGUGGUAUUUGCAGCCUUUUUCAUUUCCUUUGGAAUAAGUGUUCUGAUUGGCUUAGCAGGUCCACCAAUCAUAACAACAGUGUCAAAAAAUGUUUCUGGUAUUGUUAAAAAUUACAAGACAGGGCCAUUUGAACUGAAAUCCCCAUCUCUGUCUCGCUUCCAUCAGCAGCUUUGGCUCAUUGCUCAUGUUGAUGCAGAUAUCAGCGCAGGUACAAAAUUUGAGCACAAGUUUGACAUUAGCAUGCUGGUACGUGGAGUGAACGGUGAAGAGGAGCCUAGCUUUAGCACAACUUACAUGACACAGACGUACCACAACAGAAGCAGGAUAUUACGUUGUGAAAAGACCUGUGAUGAUCUGAUCCUGUUACACCUGGGAUACCUAGACUACACUAACUACAUCAUCAACAUCCACUUUUAUGGCCUGGAAAACAUCAGAUUUGACAUAAAGAAUGUACAGUUUUCUUUCAAGAGCUACAACACAGGUUUUACACAGCUGGAGAUCUGGAUGCGCUUUGUGUUCCUGGUAUUGACUUUCCUGGCCACAUGUAUAUUUGCCCACUCCCUCAGGAAGUUCUCUGUACGGGAUUGGUCUAUAGAACAAAAGUGGAUGUCAGUGUUACUACCUCUACUCCUACUCUAUAAUGAUCCCAUCUUCCCGCUGACUUUCCUCAUAAACAGCUGGGUGCCUGGCAUACUGGAUGCGAUCUUCCAAGCCACCUUCCUCUGCGCUCUGCUGCUCUUCUGGCUCUGUAUAUACCAUGGAGUCAGGCAGACUGAGCGUAGAUUUGUGGUGUUUUAUUUACCCAAGUUGUGCAUUGUGGGUCUGAUAUGGCUGUGUGCUGUAACACUGUCAUCCUGGCAGGAGUACAAUGAGCUGAGAGACCCUACCUACUACUACAGACUCGACACAGCCAAUUUUAUGGGUUUCAAGGUGUUUUUCUUCAUUAUUGGUGGUCUCUACCUGCUAUAUCUGGUUUACCUCUUAGUGAGAGCUUAUGCUGAAUUGCGGUCGAUGCCUUACUUUGAUUUGCGCCUCAAGUUUCUGACAGCACUCAUGUUGAUAGUGUUGUCCAUCAGUAUAGCGAUAACUGUGAUCAGAUUUGGAGGGGCCAUGCUGGAGGAUAACUUUGUCUCAGAGAUCUCCACAAAUUACCAGAACUCUGUGGAGUUUGUCUCAUUCUACGGACUGCUCAACUUUUAUCUCUACACCAUGGCAUUUGUCUACUCUCCUUCGAGAAAUGCCUUAUAUGAAUCUCACUUCAAAGACAAUCCUGCUCUGUCCAUGCUGAAUGAUUCUGAUGAAGAAGUGCAUUAUGGGUCUGACCAUGAGGAGACAGCCCUAACAAGCACACAGAUCCACAGGUAUGAGAGUGACUAAAGUGUGGAGGAGCUACAAAACAAACCUGAAGUCAUCAUCAACACUCUUCCUGUUACAGCCAUCAUUGCACUGUACAAAUGUCCCAGGCAUCAGUCAUUUUCUUAUAUUACAGUCGCUUUUUUUUGUUCAGAGCUUGGGUAAAACAAAACAUAAUUUUUUUUAAGUGACGUUCAUAAAUUAUACCACUACUGACCGUGUCAUACCUGUAUGUGGAUGUUGACAAACAUACCCUGCUUUACAUGUACUCAAUCUUAUUGUACAUGUAUACAUUGUAUUUGAUCCAUUCUAGAAAAUCUGAUAGCUGUUACUUCCAGAAUCACAGUUUAGAUGCAUUUGUAUUCAGCUAUAUCCUUGUACUGGUAAAAAAAAAAGUCUGCCCUGGAGAUUUUGUAAAUGAUCAAUACUAUAGAAAUUGAAUUAACCCUUUUCAGUCUGUCCUGUAAAUUUAAACUUUUUAUUGCAUAUGUAUAAAACAGUUGCUGAGGUUAUCAAGCAUAGUUUGUAAAACUAGGUUGAAAGCCCUCUUCUCUGUACAGUCAGAUGUUUCUGAUGUACCUCAGAUAAGUAUGUGUACCAAUUACUGUAAAUGACCAUAAAUUUCGCCCAUGACUAACUUUCCCAUUUUGCCUGAUUCUGAGAGUUCCAUUGAUCUUAGAAAGGUGUUUUGAGGUUUGCUUGGAACAUUGAAUUAUAUUCUUGUGGAAAACUGUGAUUUUUAGCUCCAAAAAUAAUAUUUUGUGACAUUUAUUUGUCUCUAAAAAUGCACUUUUGUGGGCGAAAUUUAUGGUUGUUUAAGGUAACUGCAAACAUGCAGUUCUUCUUACCUAGGACAUCUUUGACAUUUCAUUAUGAUCUUUAUUUAUGAAAAGAAAUUGUCAAUGAAAUAUAGAAGACGUAACUGUCCUUGUCUCAUUAUGUAUACAUUGUAGCUCAAAUUUUUCUUCUGUUUUAGUCAUGAUUUGUUUUUAUUUAUAGUAGCACCUUUACCUUGCUGAUAUGGGUUUUUUGGCCCAGCCUCCAUAAGGUUUAACUAUUGUUUAUUUGUCAUAAGUUCACUUUUGACUGUUUUUGCUGUAAAUAUACAUUUGUGGUAUCCAGAAGAAAAUUAAUAUUGUAUGUACUUUUGUGAUAUUUGCCACUUAUGUAGUCUGGUCUAUAUUUUAUGAUCAGCCAUUUGUUUUGUUGAGAGUGAAAUAGUUUGGUCUGUUUUCAUCUUGUUAUUUCCCUUUUAACUCUGUACAUUCUGUAAGUCAUCUGUUACGGAAUAAGUCGCGCACAUUUUAAGCUUUAUCUGAUGUGAUUUUUACAUUGACAGAAACUUAACAUCAUUCACUACUUUAUAUUAGUACAUGUAUUUGUAUGAAAAUCCCCCAUAUAAAUGCAACCAAAGGAUAUGUGCAAUAAUUUUGCGUGAUUGAAAAUGCAUAUAUUUUAAACAGAGAACUGUGUUUAUUGCUGCUAGGAGCCGAUUUGGUUGUAAGCUUGUUCUUUUUGAUUAUUUUAUUGUCAAUGACAAUUGUUCAAUUCCAAAUGUAAGUCACACCUGUAUACUUGUAUAUAGAAAUAUGUAUGUUGCGGUUCUUGUAUAGCAAUGCUAUGUGACCUAAGAUAAGGAAUACGUGUUCCUUAAGUUUGAACGGUGUACCGAAGUUAUAAGCUCAUGUUCACCCCUGACCACCACCAAGUGAACCGAAGUUGAUAAUAAGUCCUGGUAUUGAAAGUUCUGAACAAGGGUUCAGUGUAAAUAUCCGUAAACAAUAUAUAUGUAUACAUGUACUGUAUUGUUUGCCUGGCAUAAUAACAAGAGUAAGAUCUAUUUAUAUGAGGAUACAUGUGGCUGAAUGUUGCUAAACUGUCGUACUGGGUAACUGCAUGCAUGUCUCUAAUAUGUGUUCCUGGUGAAAAAUCUCAACAGUUCAUGGUUUAGAUACAAGCCUAAAGUUACAUUAUUCACCAGAGUUUUCGUUCAUCAUGUAUUUCAUUCGCAUGGAUACAUCACAGGCAAAGACAUGUUUUUUUCCUUUCUGUAAUAUGUACCUGAUACAUGUAUACUGUUUUCGUCAUGUUGCAAAUGGACUUUUUCCAGGGGUAUAAGUGAAAAACACUUGCAUGAAUACAUGUGGACUUUUAAAACAGAUCACAAGAAUGUGCAUACAGUCUAGCAGCAUUUGGCAUUCUCGAUCAUUAUUUAAAUUAUUAUCCAAAAUAAACGUUUUC